CCUCCCAUUGGCCCCGACUGAGCCAGUGGGUGGAUGAGUUCGAGGUGGGGGGGAGAGGGGAGGCGGUAGUGCUGGUUUUAAAAAAAGUAGCUCGCCGCACACAGGAGGAGCCAUUUCUCAGGUCACACAGGUGCGUGUGUGUAGAGGACUGGGACACGACCAUCACAGGUCACAGAAGCGGAUCGUCAGAUCUCCGACUCGGCUGCCCGAAGCACACGAAACAGCCAUUUUGCCAAUCCACUGCUGGGUGACGGAAUCCCCGGACUGGUGCGGAUCGCGAGGGAGCUGAAAGAGAAUCUAGAGGAGCUGGGAGGACACGAGAUAAAGAGUGAGGGAGAGCGAAAGAGAGGAGGAAGAGCGGAACGGCGGCGGCGGCAGCAGCAGCAUCGGAGACAGAGCGGCAAGGAGAAAUCGCGAGAGCCAGGCUGGUGCAGAGACAAGAGUGUCGGGGAGCCACCAUGAGUUCGAAGGCAAAGCUCGUUUACUUUAAUGGACGUGGACGCAUGGAGUCCAUUCGAUGGGUGCUGGCUGCCGCUGGCAUCGAGUUUGAAGAGGAGUUUCUGAAGACGAAAGAUGAAUAUCAGAAACUGCUCAAAGACGGCGUUCUGCUGUACGAGCAGCUGCCCAUGGUGGAGAUGGACGGCAUGCACCUAGUGCAAACUCGUGCCAUCAUCAACUACGUCGCUGACAAGGCUGGCCUGCAGCCCAGGGAUGCACGCCAGAGAGCACAUGUAGACAUGUACGUGGAGGGCAUGCGAGACCUGGGGGAACUCAUGUUGCCCCUCGCCUUCUUGAAGCCGGAGGAAUUCGAGCAGAGGCUGAAACAGGUGGAGGAUAAAGCCUCCAAGCGCUACCUGCCCGUCUACGAGAAGGCACUCGGCGAUGGUGGUGGUGGAGGCUUCCUGGUGGGCACCUCCCUCACCGUGGCCGAUGUUCUGCUGCUGGAGCUGCUGCUCGCGCUGGAGGAGAGAUUUCCUAAACUUCUCUCCGGCUUCCCGCACCUCCAGGAUUUCAAGGGACGCCUGAGCCAGGAGCCGAACAUCAAGCGCUUCCUGCAGCCGGGCAGCCAGAGGAAGGCCAUGCCCGACCAGGUGUACGUGGACACAGUGCGCUCCGUCUACAACAUUUAACCGGGCGGCGCGUGCGGGAAAACACUGGAACCAUCGACCGCCACGGCUCCUCCGUCGCCCGCCUGGCUGCGUGCAAUCAAGGGCGAGUUAGGCUCUCGUGCUGAACAGGGCAACUGGCACGUCCGGCUCGUGAUGCGAAAGCUUUACUGCUGAGCAUUUAACAAGUCAAAGUCGUGCGGCAAACCUUCGUGCUAUUGGAAUCAAUGUGACAACACGUGGCAGAAAACAGUGCGAAUAUAAAUUAAAUGGGGUAAAUGAGACGAGGAAGAAUUGAUUACGAAAUCGAGAUCCAAAAUUGACUGUCCAUCUAAUCACAGGGGUUAGUGGAUCAUUAGAUACCUGAUUAAUGCAUACAUUAUAGUUUUGAGGCAUGUGAUACAUGAAGUUGGGCUCCAGGGUAAGCCAAGGUUCACGUUGGUUGUCACUUUGCUGUUCCAUCCUCAAAGGUCGUGCAGUGUUAAGGUACUGUUUUAAAAGAUCCUCAUCACAGAUGGCAAAAGCCCCCAGUCAACCUCAGUGGGAGGUCACUCAUCAUCCUCUACUACCUCCACAGUAUGGAAUUCCCGUCCCCCAACUGACCGUGCUGUCGACUUCCCGCUCCUGUUCAAAGUCCAGGAUCAAAAACUUCCAUAUGUUCUGCCUGUGACCGACUGCCCCACUCUCUCUACAAAAUGAACAUCGUCUUGAAAUGCCGUCGCAUUGAGUUGCCAUUUAAAUUCACAUUCCAUUGUAUCGUUCGGUGAUCUAUUAAAUUCUUUACAUUAAAUUCAAA
Messenger RNA from Petromyzon marinus (sea lamprey), 1902 nucleotides. The record is from RefSeq and is a predicted model, not a curated record. NCBI's taxonomy places the organism in Eukaryota, Metazoa, Chordata, Hyperoartia, Petromyzontiformes, Petromyzontidae.